GGUGGCCAGACCUACCGAUUUAUCGGUAGUCCUACCGAUUUUGGUCUUCCCUACCGAUUCCCAGACGACCAAGGCAAAACUACCGAUAUUUUGUUAUUCCUACCGAAAACUACCGAUUUUUAUUGAUUUUGGGCACAUCCUACUCAACAUUCAUUUUUUGGGUUGGAUUUGGUCAGAGAUCUGUAUUGUCAGUAUUUUACAAUUCUAUGUCAAUACUACGUUUUUGGGACAACAACCCGGCCUACCGAUAACUACCGAUAAACUUUUAGUGACCCUACCGAUAUUAAGGAAUUCUAUCUGGCCACCCUGCUCUCAAGCCAAAAACGUCAAAAGGCAACAACAACUACGAUUAUGGUGGAAGAAAGCGUACCUGUUGUAAAAGUGAAGACUAAAACUAACGAGGUGUAUUAUAAAGCUCGUCCAAAGCCUGUAUACUUAUGGACAGUAACCGACACUCAAAAGUGGCUUCGAAGACACUGCAGCGAACGAUGUGGGAAAUAUACUGAUCUCUUCCAGAGGCAUGAAAUUACUGGACGGGCCUUAUUAAGAAUAACGGAUUAUUCGCUAAAUCGAAUGGGAAUUGCAGAUGAAAAAGAUCGAGAGGAUAUUUUACGUGAAAUGAUCAAACAGCGGCUCAAAACUGAUAUCAUGGAAAUUCGUGAUAUGGAACUGAUGAACAAUGUGUACGAAAACUGUUAUUAGAAAUAUAGCGCUUGAUUUAUUCUAAUAUUUAGCGGUGCUUAAACUAUUAUCUAGAUGAACUCAAAUUAAUUAGUUAAAUAGGACAAUAAAUUACUAACGAUAAAUUAAAUUAAAAAUCUACAAGGAAUGUAAACUAAA
This is a messenger RNA of Topomyia yanbarensis, 840 nucleotides long. It is a transcript of the gene ave, whose product is annotated as protein aveugle. The coding region runs from base 352 to 702 and encodes 116 amino acids. Gene Ontology annotation, cellular component: cytoplasmic side of plasma membrane. Gene Ontology annotation, biological process: cell surface receptor protein tyrosine kinase signaling pathway. NCBI's taxonomy places the organism in Eukaryota, Metazoa, Arthropoda, Insecta, Diptera, Culicidae. The transcript has 4 exons. Gene Ontology annotation, molecular function: protein binding. The record is from RefSeq and is a predicted model, not a curated record.